AUGCGAGGCCAGGGCCACCCUACCGGAGUCUGUGAAGAUGAUCUGUAUAUCGAUCAUCAUCACAGACCUGCUCUGCAAAUCGAGAGAGCCCUUCAAUUAUUCAAGGCGCCCGUUUCCCUACGCCUGCCGGUGAACACCGAGGGUCGUAGGGAAACAGCCUGUUCGAGUUGCUCAUCCGUGGCCUUUUGA
Molecule: messenger RNA, 189 nt
Organism: Melampsora larici-populina 98AG31
Lineage: Eukaryota; Fungi; Basidiomycota; Pucciniomycetes; Pucciniales; Melampsoraceae
Exons: 2
Coding region: 1-189 (62 amino acids)
Source: RefSeq, a predicted model, not a curated record